AUGAGGCGGUUCUCGUCUCUGGAGGUUCUCCUGGUCGUGGUCUCCGGGCUGCUCCUGCUCUGUUCUGUGGGACUGGCCGUGUUCUUGUGGGCCAGCGUUCAGUCCGAAGGUGGCGCUGAGCCGGAGCGCCUGAUUGGACGGAUGGUGAUCACAGACGGAGCGAUGUUCUCCGACGAGCUGAAGAACUCCAGCAGCCCGAUGUUCAAAUCCCUCGCCUACGAUGUCCAGCAGCUGGUGUGGGAGGCGUUCAGGCGCAGCGAGCUCAGUCGGGAGUUCCAGACGUGUCAGGUCUCAGACUUCAGUCAGGGCAGUGUGGUGGUGACCUUUGACCUCCAUUUCAAUCAGCUGAUCGACAGGAAGGAGGCGGAGCUGCAGCUGAGGGCGGGGCUUCAGGACAGCGGGGGGCUGAUGAUUGACAGGAACAGCAUCCAGGUCACAGAGGAAGUGGAGCAGACGACGACGGCGGCGGCGUCGAGCGUCUCUCCGACAGCAGCGGCGUGUCGUCCUCAUCACACUUCCUGUGCCGAUCAAUCGAUGUGUGUCCUGAUCGAUCGGCUCUGUGACGGAGUCCUCGAGUGUCCCGACGGCUCCGACGAAGACUCCGCUCGCUGUGCAACGGCGUGUGACGGACAGUUCCUGCUGCGAGGGCCGAGCGGUUCGUUCAGUUCAUCCGACGACUCUGAAAAUUACAACAGCAGCAGCUCCUGCCGCUGGAUCAUCAGUGUUCAGAGAGGAUUUUCUGUUCGGAUCGAUUUCCUGCAGUUUGAAACUGAAGAAAGCUUCGAUGUGCUGAAAAUCUAUGAAGGAGUGGGAGCAGAGAAACAGCUGAUAGCUGAGCUCUCAGGCUCCGCCCCUCCUGGGACCGUGUGGGUGCUGGCCGACCAAUCAACUGUGGAGUUUUUUUCUGAUGACAUCAACAACCUGUCGGGGUUUAACGCCACCUACAGCGCCGUCAACCUCACACACCUGACCAAUGAGCAGAAGCUGACCUGUGCCUUUGAGCAGGGCAUGUGUUACUGGAGGCAGCAGCAGGGUGACGAUGCCGACUGGAUUCGAACCAGCGGCUCCACGUUUCCUCCCCUGACCGGCCCCAGUGCCGACCACACGCUGGGGAACCAAUCAGGUUUCUACAUCGUCACUCCUAUGAGUCCUGGAAACUGGCCGAAGAGCUUCAAGAUCAGCAGCCUCCCUCUGACUCCUAGCACUCAGCCCAUGUGUCUGUCCUUCUGGUAUCACAUGUUUGGAGGAGACGUCCACCGUCUGAUGGUCCAGCUGCUCCAAACGUCUCCGUCAGACCCUGAAACCAACGUUACCGUGGUGUUUCAGAGAGACGGUAACUAUGGCGACAACUGGAACUACGGUCAGGUGACGCUCAACCUGACGUCAGCUCUGCAGGUGGUGUUUGAAGCUCUGAAGAAAGGAGGGAUGAGGAAUGACAUCGCUCUGGAUGACAUCACACUGACCUCUGCUGCCUGUGGCCCCGCCCCCCCCGAACCAACUAAUGUACCGCCUCCGACGACCACGCCCCCCAUGCCAGCUGACUGUGGAGGACCCUUUGAACUCUGGGAGCCAAACUCUACCUUCAGCUCGCCAAACUACCCACAAUCCUACGGGAACAAGGCCAAGUGUGUGUGGACGCUCCACGCUGUGUGGGGGCGGAACAUCCAGCUCCACUUCCUGGACUUUGACGUUGAAUCGACCAAAGACGUGGUGGAGGUCCGGGACGGGGCGGGGCCUAACUCCACCAUACUGGCGGUUCUCACCGGCAGCACUGGCCCCGCCCACGACUUCUUCUCAACAACCAAUGAGAUGACAGUGUGGUUCUGGACGGACAGGUCGGGUUCAGGUCGAGGAUUCAGAGCCAACUUCACCAGCGGGGUCAAGCUGGGGUCACCAGCUCCGUGUGCAGCCGGGCAGUUCCAGUGUCAGACAGGAAGCUGUAUCCAUGGUAACGGUCAGUGUGACGGCGUGGUCGACUGUCCCGACGCCUCCGACGAAGCCGACUGUGUUGCGUUGCAGAAGAACGAUUCCAGUCUCCAGUUUCAGCUCGUUUCCUCUCGGCUCAGCGUCUGUGCCGACACCUGGAACCCUCACCUGUCUGUCUUCACCUGUCAGUACCUGGGAUACAGGUCGGGGGAGGCCACGGUGCUGCCGGUGCGUCCAGGUGAUUCUCCGUUUACGACGUUCAGAGUUAACGAUAACGGGACGCUGGUGAUGAACGUCAGUGAAACGUGCGACAGUGAGAGAGUAGUUUCUCUGAGCUGCGACAACCAGCCUUGUGGAGUUCGUCAGAUCAACGACCCGAGAGAGACGGACCAAUCAGAGAAGGACCCAAGAGAGACGGACCAAUCAGAGGAGGGGGAAGGUAAGAAUGAGACCGGCCAUAAUGUGUGUGGCAGGGUGGUGGGCGGGGCUAAUGCAGUGAAGGGGGCGUGGCCAUGGAUGGUGUCCCUCCAAUGGCAGGGCCGUCAUGCCUGUGGAGCCUCGUUGAUUGGCUCUGAUUGGCUGCUGACCGCAGCUCAUUGUGUCUAUGGGAAGAACGUCCACCUGCAGUUCUGGGAGGCGGUGAUCGGACUCCACGCUCACAGUAACAGGAGCUCAUCUCACACUCAGACCCGACGAGUCGAUCGCAUCGUCAUCCACAGAGAAUACUACAAGCAGACCAAGCAAGCCGAUAUCGCCAUGAUGCACCUGCAACAGCCAAUCAACUUCACCGAAUGGGUCCAGCCAGUGUGUUUACCUGCAGACGAUCAGCUGAUCACAACAGGAAGGAAAUGUUUCAUCGCAGGAUGGGGACGAGACGCAGAGGAAGGUUCUCUCCCUGACGUUCUGCAGCAGGCUGAGGUUCCUCUAGUGGACCAGGCUCAGUGUGAGCAGCAGUUACCAGAGUACACCAUCACCUCCAGCAUGCUGUGUGCCGGCUACCCGGAGGGCGGGGUCGACUCCUGUCAGGGCGACUCCGGCGGUCCACUCAUGUGCUUGGAUGAUGGAUACUGGACUGUGAUUGGUGUGACAUCAUUCGGGUUUGGCUGCGGCCGACCGGGACGACCGGGAGUCUACGCCCGAGUUUCCUCCUUCACUUCCUGGAUCGCUCAGACCAGACGCUCCUCCCCCUAGUCCUCCUCCUCUCCCUCCUAG
This is a messenger RNA of Scomber japonicus (chub mackerel), 3138 nucleotides long. It is a transcript of the gene tmprss15, whose product is annotated as transmembrane serine protease 15. Gene Ontology annotation, molecular function: serine-type endopeptidase activity; protein binding. Gene Ontology annotation, cellular component: membrane. The transcript has 27 exons. NCBI's taxonomy places the organism in Eukaryota, Metazoa, Chordata, Actinopteri, Scombriformes, Scombridae. Gene Ontology annotation, biological process: proteolysis. The record is from RefSeq and is a predicted model, not a curated record.